This is a messenger RNA of Glarea lozoyensis ATCC 20868, 1206 nucleotides long. Its product is annotated as PLP-dependent transferase. The coding region runs from base 1 to 1206 and encodes 401 amino acids. The transcript is spliced from 5 exons. The record is from RefSeq and is a predicted model, not a curated record. Lineage: Eukaryota; Fungi; Ascomycota; Leotiomycetes; Helotiales; Helotiaceae.
AUGAGCACUUUCAACAUCCAGAGCGCACGCGAAGCGUUCCCCGCAUUAAAACAGAACCAAGUCUUCUUUGAGAAUGCAGGAGGAAGUCAAACUCUAGGCUCGGUGGUCGAAGCAAUUACUAAUUAUCUUACCAAAACAAAUGUGCAACUGGGAGCCACGUACCCCACAUCUGUCAAGUCAAGUCAACUCUAUGCAGAAGGUUAUGAAGCUGCAGCAAAGUACAUCAAUUCUCCUACCGAAAACAUUGUGCUUGGGUCAUCAACUACUCAACUUUUCCGCAAUCUCUCAUUCGCAUUCAAGUUCCCAGCAGGCUCAGAAUUAGUCAUCUCGUCCAUUGAUCACGAAGCCAAUAUUGCAGCUUGGCUGGAUCUCGCUGAUCGUCUAAGUUUGAAAAUCAAAUGGUGGACACCAAAGUCAAAAGAGAAUCCAAAGCUUCUCGCUUCCGAUUUGCCCGAGCUUUUGACAGACAAGACCGUCCUCGUAACUUGUACUCACGCUUCUAAUGUUCUAGGGACGAUUCAUGAUAUCAAAGCGAUAGCUGCGGAGGUUCACAAGAUUAAGGACGCCGUCUUAUGUGUCGACGGAGUAGCUUACUCGCCCCAUCGCCAUCUUGACAUGCAGGAUCUUGGUGUUGACUUUUACUGUUUCUCUUGGUACAAGGUUUAUGGUCCUCAUAUUGCCAUGCUCUACGCUUCUCCUCUAGGAAUGUCAACUACAAAAUCCUUGGGUCAUUACUUCAACCCUCACGCCACUCUACAGCACAAACUCGGUCUCGCCGGUUCGUCUUACGAACUUACAGCCGCUAUUCCCGCUGUCGUUGCCUACAUCGGAGCCUCCCCCAAAGAGACGUGGUCCGCCAUUGAAAAGCACGAAGGCGAACUGCAAACUCUACUUCUCGACUAUCUGAACAGCCGAAAAGAUGUCACUAUCUACGGCGAGAAGAGCGCGGACACAAAGCUAAGAGUUGCAACGAUAAGUUUUACCGUUGCUGGAUGGAAGAGUAAGGAUGUUGUGGAUAAGGUUGAGGAGUUGAGUAAUGGUGAGAUGGCCAUCAGAUGGGGUGGUAUGUAUAGUGUGAGAUUACUGGAGGACGUCCUUGGAUUGGGUUAUGAUGGAGUCGUUAGAGUCAGUAUGGUACACUAUAAUACUGUGGAUGAGGUUAAGCGAUUAAUUGGUUUAUUCGAGCAAGUUCUCGAAAAGAAAUAG